GCGGCUCAGUUCUGCGGUGCCAGGGAGCAGAGCAGAGCCCAGCCCCGCCCCACACACAAAUGGGACCAUGAGCUCCAGCCACAGCUUCAGCCAGAUCCCCUCUGGCUCCCUCCCUGGCACCAGAGGUGGCUGGGGCCGGCCGGGGGGCUUCCCCCGGGCUCCCAGCGUCCACGGGGGUGCGGGGGGCAUCCGCAUUUCCCUUUCCUUCACCUCCCCAAGCUGCCUGCCCCCGGGAAGGUCUUGGGGGUCUGGAAGAGGCAGCUCCCUCCUAGGUGGGAAUGGGAAGGUGACGAUGCAGAACCUCAAUGAGCGCCUGGCCUCCUACCUGGACAAGGUGCAUGCUCUGGAGGAGGCCAACGUCAAGCUCGAGAGCCGCAUCCUGAAGUGGCACCAGGAGAGAGACCCUGGCAGCAAGCAAGAUUAUUCCCAGUAUGAGGAGAACAUCAGCCGCCUGCAGGAGCAGAUAGUGGACGGCAAGCUGACCAAUGCUCAGGUGUUUCUUCUCCUUGACAACGCCAGGAUGGCAGUGGAUGACUUCAACCUCAAGUAUGAAAAUGAACACUCCUUCAAGAAAGACUUGGAAAUUGGAGUGGAGAGUCUCCGAAAGACCUUGGAUGAUCUAACCAUUGUCACCACAGACCUGGAACAGGAGGUUGAGGGGUUGAGGAAAGAGCUCAUCCUCAUGAAGAAGCGCCAUGAGCAGGAAAUGGAGGGACAGCAUGUACCAAAUGACUUCAAGGUCAAUGUGAAGCUGAAUACCACCCCAGGGGAAGAUCUGAUUAAGAUCCUGGAGGACAUGAGGCAAGAAUACGAGUUUAUGAUAAAGAAGAAGCAUCGAGACUUGGAUGCUUGGUAUAAAGAGCAGUCAGCAGCCAUUGCCCAGGAGACCGCCGGUCCAACAGCUGUGCAGAGCAACCAGGGCAACAUCCAUGAGCUGAAGCGCACUUUCCAGGCCCUGGAGAUUGACCUGCAGGCGCAGCGCAACAGGAAAUCUGCAUUGGAAAACAUGUUAUCGGAGACCCAGUCUCGGUACUCCUGCCAGCUCCAGGACAUGCAACGCGUCAUCUCCCACUACGAGGAGGAACUGCUGCAGCUGCGCCAUGACCUGGAGCGGCAGAACAGCGAAUACAAGGUCCUCCUGGGCAUCAAAACCCACCUCGAGAAGGAAAUCUCCACCUACCGCCAGCUACUGGAGGGGGAGAGCCAAGGAACAACAGAGGAAUCUAAGCUGAGCGUGAGAGCAGCUGUAGCGCCCAAGAUCAAGACCAUCACACGGGAGAGCAUCAAUGGAAGAAUAAUUUAUUCUCAAGUGAAGGAGAUCCAAAAGUAUGCAUGAGGCUAAUAAAAGUUUCUGCCUGUUGUAAAAACUGUUUUUCUGCAAUGGAGAGUCCCUUCCUUGCCCAGACACAAACGGGUGAGUCCUAAGAGGUAUCCUUGGAGUUAUCAAACUCAACAACAUUUUUCUCUGUAACCAUCUCAUCAGACAUUCCAUAAUGAUCUUAAUAUACUGCUGUACUUUUGAAUCAGAGUAUGAGUUCAUGAGCUUAAAGCUCUACUUUCCCACUGCAAUCUUCAGAGUCCAUCACUGUGUAUCUGUUUUAUAGCCAAUAAAACUUCCAUACAACUGCA
Messenger RNA from Myotis lucifugus (little brown bat), 1629 nucleotides. RefSeq names its product keratin 23 (gene KRT23). Gene Ontology annotation, molecular function: structural molecule activity. Lineage: Eukaryota; Metazoa; Chordata; Mammalia; Chiroptera; Vespertilionidae. The record is from RefSeq and is a predicted model, not a curated record. The transcript has 8 exons. The coding region runs from base 68 to 1336 and encodes 422 amino acids.